GCUCUCGUGUGUUCGCUCGCUCGCUACUUCGCUCGCUCUCGGCGGCCGCUCUUGCUGUGGCUGCGGCUGAGGCUGGGGGCGGCGGCGGCGGCGCGAGCGGCGGGCGGCGCGGGGCGGUCCGGCGGGUUCAAAGAGGAAAACAUGGCGGAAAACAAAGGCGGCGGUGAGGCAGAGAGCGGCGGCGGGGGCAGCGGUAGCGCGCCGGUAACCGCCGGGGCCGCCGGGCCCACGACGCAGGAGGCGGAGCCGCCUCUCGCCGCGGUGCUGGUGGAGGAGGAGGAGGAGGAAGGCAGCAGGGCUGGCGCGGAGGGCGGUGCGACUGGGCCCGACGACGGGGGGGUGGCCGCGGCCUCCUCAAGCUCGGCCCCGGCCGCCUCGGUUCCCGCGGCCUCAGUGGGCUCCGCGGUUCCCGGGGGCGCGGCAUCGACGCCGGCUCCAGCUGCUGCCCCGGCCCCGGCCCCGGCCCCGGCCUCGGCCCCUGCCCCGGGUCCCUCGUCGGGGCCGCCUCUCGGACCCCCAGCCUCGCUUCUGGACACCUGCGCGGUGUGUCAGCAGAGCCUGCAGAGCCGGCGUGAGGCGGAGCCCAAGCUGCUUCCCUGCCUGCACUCCUUCUGCCUGCGCUGUCUGCCGGAGCCGGAGCGCCAGCUCAGCGUGCCCAUCCCUGGAGGCAGCAACGGUGACGUCCAGCAAGUUGGUGUAAUACGGUGUCCAGUAUGUCGUCAAGAAUGCAGACAGAUAGAUCUUGUGGAUAAUUAUUUUGUGAAAGACACAUCUGAAGCUCCUAGCAGUUCUGAUGAGAAAUCAGAACAGGUAUGUACUAGUUGUGAAGACAAUGCAAGUGCAGUUGGUUUUUGUGUAGAAUGUGGAGAGUGGCUAUGUAAGACAUGCAUUGAAGCACAUCAAAGAGUAAAAUUCACUAAAGACCAUCUGAUCAGGAAAAAAGAAGAUGUCUCAGAGUCUGUUGGAACAUCUGGUCAGCGCCCAGUGUUUUGUCCUGUACAUAAACAAGAGCAGUUGAAACUAUUCUGUGAAACAUGUGAUAGACUGACGUGUAGAGACUGUCAGCUAUUGGAGCACAAAGAACAUAGGUAUCAAUUUUUAGAAGAAGCUUUUCAAAAUCAGAAAGGUGCAAUUGAAAAUCUGUUGGCUAAGCUUCUUGAAAAGAAGAAUUAUGUUCAUUUUGCUGCCACACAAGUGCAGAAUAGGAUUAAAGAAGUAAAUGAGACUAACAAACGAGUAGAACAGGAAAUUAAAGUGGCCAUCUUUACCCUUAUCAAUGAAAUUAAUAAGAAAGGAAAAUCUCUUUUACAACAGCUAGAGAAUGUUACAAAAGAAAGACAGAUGAAGCUACUACAGCAGCAAAAUGACAUCACAGGCCUCUCUCGGCAGGUGAAGCAUGUUAUGAACUUUACAAACUGGGCCAUCGCAAGUGGCAGCAGCACGGCACUACUUUAUAGCAAGCGUCUGAUUACUUUUCAGUUACGGCAUAUUUUGAAAGCACGAUGUGAUCCUGUUCCUGCUGCCAAUGGAGCAAUUCGUUUCCAUUGUGAUCCCACCUUCUGGGCCAAAAAUGUAGUGAAUUUAGGUAAUCUAGUAAUAGAGAGUAAGCCAGCUCCUGGUUAUACUCCUAAUGUUGUAGUUGGGCAAGUUCCUCCAGGGACAAACCACAUUAGUAAAACCCCUGGACAGAUUAAUUUAGCACAGCUUCGACUCCAGCACAUGCAGCAACAAGUGUAUGCACAGAAACAUCAGCAGUUACAACAGAUGAGACUUCAGCAACCACCAGCUCCUGCCCCAACAACAACAACAACAACACAGCAGCAUCCCAGGCAAGCAGCCCCACAGAUGUUACAACAACAGCCACCAAGAUUGAUCAGUGUGCAAACAAUGCAGAGAGGCAACAUGAACUGUGGAGCAUUUCAAGCCCAUCAAAUGAGACUGGCUCAGAAUGCUGCUAGAAUACCAGGGAUUCCCAGGCACAGUGCCCCUCAGUAUUCCAUGAUGCAGCCACAUCUCCAAAGACAACAUUCAAACCCAGGACAUGCUGGACCCUUUCCUGUUGUAUCAGCACACAACCCAAUCAACCCAACAAGCCCUACCACAGCAACUAUGGCAAAUGCAAAUAGAGGUCCCACCAGCCCAUCUGUUACAGCAAUAGAAUUAAUACCCUCAGUCACCAAUCCAGAAAAUCUUCCAUCGUUGCCAGAUAUUCCACCUAUACAGUUGGAAGAUGCUGGCUCAAGUAGUUUAGAUAAUCUACUCAGUAGAUAUAUCUCAGGCAGUCAUCUACCCCCUCAGCCUACAAGUACCAUGAAUCCUUCCCCAGGACCCUCUGCGUUAUCACCUGGAUCUUCAGGCUUAUCCAAUUCUCACACACCUGUGAGACCCCCUAGUACGUCUAGUACUGGCAGUCGAGGCAGCUGUGGAUCAUCAGGAAGAACUGCUGAGAAAAGUGCUCAUAGUUUCAAGUCUGAUCAGGUGAAGGUCAAGCAAGAACCUGGGACUGAAGAAGAGAUAUGCAGCUUUUCAGGAGCUGUGAAACAGGAGAAGACAGAGGAUGGCAGGAGGAGUGCCUGUAUGUUGAGCAGUCCUGAGAGUAGUUUGACACCACCUCUUUCAACUAACCUCCACCUAGAGAGUGAGCUGGAUACAUUAACAAGCCUGGAGAACCAUGUGAAAACUGAACCUACAGAUAUCAGUGAAAGCUGCAAACAGUCAGGACUCAGUAGCCUAGUUAAUGGAAAGUCUCCAGUUCGAAACCUCAUGCACAGGUCAGCAAGGAUUGGAGGAGAUGGCAACAGCAAAGACGAUGACCCAAAUGAAGACUGGUGUGCCGUCUGCCAGAAUGGAGGGGAUCUUUUGUGCUGUGAAAAAUGUCCGAAAGUCUUUCAUCUUACUUGCCAUGUUCCAACACUUCUCAGCUUUCCAAGUGGAGACUGGAUUUGCACAUUUUGCAGAGAUAUUGGGAAGCCAGAAGUUGAAUAUGAUUGUGAUAACAUGCAACAUAGUAAGAAGGGGAAGACUGCACAGGGCUUAAGCCCUGUGGAUCAAAGGAAAUGUGAACGUCUUCUGCUUUACCUCUAUUGCCAUGAAUUAAGUAUUGAAUUCCAGGAGCCUGUUCCUGUUUCGAUACCAAACUACUAUAAAAUUAUAAAGAAACCAAUGGAUUUAUCAACGGUGAAGAAGAAGCUUCAGAAAAAACAUUCCCAGCAUUACCAAAUCCCAGAUGAUUUUGUGGCUGAUGUCCGUUUGAUCUUCAAGAACUGUGAAAGGUUUAAUGAAAUGAUGAAAGUUGUUCAAGUUUAUGCAGACACACAAGAGAUUAAUUUGAAGGCUGAUUCAGAAGUAGCUCAGGCAGGGAAAGCAGUUGCAUUGUACUUUGAAGAUAAACUCUCAGAGAUCUACUCAGACAGGACCUUCGCUCCUUUGCCAGAGUUUGAGCAGGAAGAGGAUGAUGGUGAAGUAACGGAAGACUCUGAUGAAGAUUUUAUACAGCCUCGUAGAAAACGCCUAAAGUCAGACGAGAGACCGGUACAUAUAAAGUAAAAUGACGUGGACUUAAUCAGUUGUUUUUAAGAAGAAGGAAACAAAACAAAACACCCUCUUAUUAUUUAAGUGUUACUGGAAUAUCCUGUGUACAGUGGUUUUACCUCCUUACAGAAGCUGGUAGCUUUCAUACAGUAUUAGAUUGAAAUAAUGGAAACAGAAAACAUUCUUGUCAAGAAAAAAGGGGAGAGAACUCUGUUUGCAACUUUAAGGACAAAAUUAGAAGUGAAAAAGUUUGGGGAUUUGUUACAAAUGAAGAUAUUUCUCUGGCUGUUAGAAAUGUAGAUGAUCAUGUGUGUUAAUUGGUGCAGGAUACUGAGUCGAGCAAACCUACAAGGCUCAUGUUGUGAGAUGUGUCUCUGCUAGAGCACACAGAUACUCAGACAACCUAAAAGCCUCCCCUCCACAGACACAAAUGGGUUGUUUUCUGGUUAAAAAUGAGUAGAUCAGAUUCCACUUGAAUGUCACUAAAGAUGCAUUGAAUCAUGCCACUGUAUUUCCUCUCAUUUUGAUCUAUUGGGCCUUAGUUUUUAAAUUGGUUUAAAAAACUCAGCAGUAGUUUUAUUUUAUUCUUAGACGUAGGGUCUAGGAAUAUAACCAUUGAUGAUUUAGUCAACUUCAGUGGUGUACUAAAAUGAUGAUAACUUUCAGUAGUGGAUCAUACAGAUUUAUGGAAGUCAUUCCCAGAAAACCCUUCUAAAUAAUUACACUUACUGGUCAAAUCAUCUGAUCACGCAGUUAGUUAUUCCCUUGAAAGGCAGAACAUUUAUUUCGGAACUUUCUGUAUAGGUAAAUUAGAUUGAGAAGGUGACAACUUUAACCCAGUCUUUCUUCAUACCAGUUUCCAGUAGACUACUAUUGGUAAACAGAAAUCUGUCAGCUACCAAAUGUGUACAAUUUUCUGUAUUUCACUUUGUCUUAUUUGUAAAUAGUGAGCUCAGACUUCUGGCAGAUCAGCAACAUUUGCUGAGCCUGUUUUUUAAGCUAAUGUGUAUUCUUACUAAUGUUCCUAUCAAGAAUGGAUUUGUAAUAUAUGCUGUCUAUUUCUAAUGUUCACAUUCAUAUUUUGAGGUUCUAUCUUAUUUUAAUAGAGAACAGACGUCUCAAAAUAUCUUCAGAAGCAGCUUAUUAUUGAAAUAUCAAAAUAUUGAAAUAAACCCGGUGGGGUUAGAUUAACUCAUCUGUCCACCAAGUGGGACACGUGCAUGGACUGGGGGCUUUAAAUGACUUAGAAGAGACCUUAAGUAAAUCCUGAGGAUGAGCCGAUCCCCACUUGAAUGGUAAUUGGAGUAAACCCAGCCUUUUUACUGCUGAUGACAGGAGCAGAACCUGAAGCAGAGAACUACUGGCUCUGGUUUACUCUCCUCCUCUUCGUUGUGAUGCUCAGAUCAAGUGUGCUCUAGACUGUGUGCGCCUCUCCGCUGGAUUAAGAGUUGCAGUCCUACUUCUGUAUGGACACAGUAGAAUAUAAAGUGACCAAAGUAGAAUUCAACAUCAGAAACAUUUCAGGUGUCAGCAGAUGUGUGGCAAAUCAUUUGCCUCUUAAAAAAUUCAAAGUAAGCAGUUCAAACUGUAGACUCCUCAGAAAACUAUUUGACGUAAUUGCCGAAGAAGUGAAUAUUUUUAGUGUGCAUUGAAUCAAAUAAAGUGCUCUAAAGAAAUUA
Molecule: messenger RNA, 5210 nt
Organism: Apodemus sylvaticus (European woodmouse)
Lineage: Eukaryota; Metazoa; Chordata; Mammalia; Rodentia; Muridae
Gene: Trim33
Product: tripartite motif containing 33
Exons: 20
Coding region: 142-3546 (1134 amino acids)
Molecular function (GO): zinc ion binding; protein binding
Source: RefSeq, a predicted model, not a curated record